CACAUUACAAUCGAAAAUCGGAAAAUGUUUUUAUUUGCGAACGAACUUUAAAGCGAUGUUGGAAUACUUGAAGGGUUACUCAGAAGUUAUAUUCAUCGUAUCUUCCGCAUUUUAAAUAUAUGUACGUAACAUGAGAAAACGUUUUUCUGUCACGUGGUUCCCGAUCGUGCCUUUCACGUUUCUUCUCCUGGUCUUGGUGGCUGUAAAGGGUUUUCCGUUUCCCUGUCCCUGACUUUAAUUGUCUGAGCGUAAAUCUGUCUGUUUUCUAAAAAUGUUGCCGUAUUGUUCGGGAAAUGAAACAUUCCUGCCAGCCUGGCAGUAUCAUGGUUUCUCUCCAUGUUUUCUGGAAACUGUCGGGCCGUCGAUAUUUUGUGCACUGAUGUUGGUCUUCGGAUCCAUUCAACUGCGGAUUUACCGAAAGCAUGGGACGACGUUAGCUGAGCGAGUUAAACCUCGCUCGUGGUUGUUCCAUUUGCAGCUUCUCUUUCUCGUCCUAAUGCCGCUAAUAAUCCUAUUUCGUCUAGCGGUACAAAUUACCGUUCUACAAAACCAUAAACCCGCUGGAUCCAUGAUUGUAUACUGUAUCGCGUACAUUAUCGCGCUGGGCGUUUCCGUGUCAUUGGUGUUCAUGGAACGAAAUUAUAUGCUGCCUACAAUUCCUACCAGGGGACACGGACUGGUUAUUCUGGGGUUUUGGGCCUUGGUGUUGAUAUUUGAGACGCUGUCAUUUGUUUCGUUCAAAAGUCCGUGGUGGUGGUGGAAACUCCAGACGUAUGACGAUAGAGUGGAGCUGGGCUUGUUCAUUACGCGAUACAUUUUUACCGUUUCGCUGUUUUUCUUGGGAAUUUUGGCUCCGGGACUGCCGAGCAAUCGGACCCUCAGCACUUGGUUGCAUGAGGAGCCCAAGCCGGAAGAUGCGGAAGGCUCGGUAGGGGCUGGAACGGGCAGUCGCACUGGAUUUCGGCAACAUGAAAAGUCAACUUUCAAGAAUCUCUACGGAAAAAUGAAGGUGUUGAUGCCGUUUGUUUGGCCACGGCGAGAUCUUCGCGUUCAGCUGUGCGUGUUUGGAUCGAUCGUAUUGUUAGUGGCCGGACGAGGAGUGAAUCUUUUAACACCAAUUUAUUACAAGCGUAUUGUUGACAGCUUGACAAAUCCAGUGAGUUUUCGUUAUGAUCUGAUUCUCAUCUUCGUAUUUGUACGGUUCCUGCAAGGCGGUGGUACAGGUGCCAUGGGAUUUCUUAACAAUUUACGGUCGUAUCUGUGGAUUCCUGUGCAGCAGUAUACCACGCGUGAAAUCGAAGUCAGUUUAUUCGGUCAUCUUCAUUCCCUCUCCUUGCGUUGGCAUUUGAGUAGAAAAACUGGCGAAGUCUUGCGGGUGAUGGACCGUGGAACAGACAGCGUUAAUAAUUUGUUGAAUUAUGUGGUAUUCCAAAUCCUGCCAACGGUAGCUGACAUUAUCAUCGCUAUUGUGUAUUUCGUCAGCGCGUUUAACGCAUGGUUCGGAUUGAUCGUAUUUGUGACCAUGGCACUCUAUCUCGCUGGAACUAUAUGGCUCACUGAGUGGCGUACAAAAUAUCGCCGCACUAGCAAUCUUUUGGAAAACGAAAGCCGUCAGAAAGCGAUGGAUUCAUUGAUUAACUUCGAGACUGUCAAAUAUUACAAUGCCGAAGAAUACGAAGUUGGUCGAUAUCGUGAGGCUAUCGUGAAUUUUCAAAAAAUGGAGUGGGCUUCCAAUGCCUCACUGUGUAUCCUCAACUUUUUUCAAAACGUUACCAUCAACUUGGGAUUUCUUGCUGGUUCACUGUUGUGUGCUUGGAUGGUCUAUAAAAAGGAUAGUUUGAAUGUUGGGGAUUUUGUUUUACUGGGAACUUACAUCAUUCAGCUAUAUGGCCCGCUGAACUGGUUUGGAACAUACUACAGAAUGAUCCAAACGGCUUUUGUUGACAUGGAAAAUAUGUUCGAUCUAUUGAACGAAAAGGAGGAAGUUAAAGAUCUUCCUGGUGCUCCUAUGCUGAACACUGUUGGUGGCGAGAUUGAGUUUCGCGACGUUUAUUUUGCCUACGAGCCGGCACGACCUAUUCUCAAAGGGAUCUCAUUCAAAGUUCCUGCCGGAAAGACCGUGGCACUGGUCGGGCACACGGGUAGCGGUAAAAGCACAGUUAUACGCCUCAUGUUUCGUUUUUAUGAUGUCCAGCGUGGAGCAAUUUUGUUUGAUGGCCAGGAUAUUUCAAAGGUGAAGCAGAAAACUUUACGGUACGCCAUUGGCGUUGUACCUCAGGAUACUGUGCUCUUCAAUGCUCCCAUACGUUACAACAUUCGAUACGGCCGCAACACAGCCGAAGACGAGGAAGUGGAAGAAGCAGCCCGAGCAGCGGAAAUUCAUGAUCGAAUACUCAGUUUUCCCGACAAGUACGAUACGGUGGUCGGUGAGCGAGGGUUGAAGCUGAGCGGCGGAGAAAAGCAACGGGUGGCCAUCGCCAGAACCAUAUUGAAAUCACCCAUGGUGGUGCUUUUGGACGAAGCAACGUCAGCCUUGGACACCCAGACGGAACGGCAGAUCCAGUCAUCUCUGGCACGGAUUUGCGCUAACCGUACAACAAUUAUUGUGGCGCAUCGUUUGUCAACCAUUAUCCAUGCGGAUCAAAUUCUGGUGCUGCAGGAGGGAGAAAUUGUGGAGCGCGGCAGUCAUGACGAACUGUUGAAAUACGAUGGAAAGUACCGUGCCAUGUGGGAAGAACAAUUGAAAGCGCGCUCUCUUGAUGAAUCACCCGGAUCAUCAGCGGAACCUGGAACGUCCGGUGCACUUGUUACCGUUGAUCUCUCCGAUUCGCACAGCGCGAAUGCGUAGUUACUUUGUACUUAUAAGUUUUGCUGAUCGGGCGGUAGCAUCACCAGUUACUGCUGUCUGCUGAUACUUGUUUUAUUUAUGUGUACAGUGAAAGUGUGAAAUAUUUAUGUUAUAUUCGGUGUGUUUAUUUGGUGUGUUCUUUGAGGGUUUUGGUGUUGUGCCCGUGUACAAACACACAAAAAGUUUGAAUAUUUUUUUCACUGCGAAAUGCAGAUACUCAGGUUGACAGUGCUUGAUUAUUUCUUAAACCGCUUUUACAUAAUAAAAAAAUAUAAAAGUGGUG
Molecule: messenger RNA, 3131 nt
Organism: Paramacrobiotus metropolitanus
Lineage: Eukaryota; Metazoa; Tardigrada; Eutardigrada; Parachela; Macrobiotidae
Product: ATP-binding cassette sub-family B member 6-like
Exons: 10
Coding region: 272-2848 (858 amino acids)
Biological process (GO): transmembrane transport; heme transport
Cellular component (GO): membrane
Molecular function (GO): heme binding; ABC-type heme transporter activity; ATP hydrolysis activity
Source: RefSeq, a predicted model, not a curated record